Molecule: messenger RNA, 2064 nt
Organism: Musa acuminata AAA Group (dessert banana)
Lineage: Eukaryota; Viridiplantae; Streptophyta; Magnoliopsida; Zingiberales; Musaceae
Product: putative pentatricopeptide repeat-containing protein At1g03510
Exons: 3
Coding region: 15-1361 (448 amino acids)
Biological process (GO): RNA modification
Cellular component (GO): intracellular membrane-bounded organelle
Molecular function (GO): RNA binding; protein binding
Source: RefSeq, a predicted model, not a curated record
GGGUCUUCACCUUAAUGGGCUUCAACGAGUCCUGUGAAGCAGGCGUGAGGUUGCGACCGGUGGCUUCCCCGAUGCGCCCGAACAGCUACCACCGGCUGGUCUCCUACACCAAAAACUUGGCGGCCGAGGCGAAGCAGGGCAGGCACCAUGAGGCCCUCGACCUGUUCGCCCAAAUGUUCGCCUCCCCCGACCUCGCCCUCGACCCCUUCGUCUUCUCCCUCGCGCUCAAGUCCGCCGCCGUCCUCCGGCUUCCCCUCACCGUCCGCGCCGUCCACGCUCACGCCGUCAAGUCCGGCCUGCUCCACGACCCCUAUGUCGCGUCCUCGCUCGUCGACUCCUACGGGAAGUGCGCCUCUCUCGUCCACGCGAGGAAGUUGUUCGACGAUUGCACCCAGCGGAACGCUGUCGUGUGGAACGCCUUGAUCUCGCUCUACUGUCGCUCGGGUGACGUCCCCAGCGCGCUACGGCUGUUCGAGCUCAUGGACGUGCCCCCGACCGCGUCGUCCUACAACUCGGUUAUCGCGGCCAUCGCGGAGUUCGGCGGAGGUUCAGGUUCGUCUCGAGCCAUCGAGUUGUGUAGGAAGAUGCAGGUCGCUGGCAUUAAGCCCAACCUGAUCACAACUUUGGCUUUGUUCCCUGCUUGCGUUGGCACUGGAGCGUUGAAUUCGAUCAAAGAGAUUCAUGGCUUUGCUCUUAGGAAUCACAUUCAGCCAAAUUCGCAGUUUGAUAGCGGGCUGGUUGAAGCUUAUGGGCGUGGCGGCUGCUUACCCUAUGCGCGUUGUGUUUUCGAUGAAAUGGAGGAAAGGGAUGUAGUCUCGUGGAGCUCCAUGGUGUCAGUUUAUGCAUUUCAUGGCCAUGCUAACAGAGCGAUGUCAGUGUUCAAAGAAAUGGAAUUGGAUAACAUUCGGCCGGAUGGGAUCAUGUUCCUCAGCGUACUGAAAGCGUGCAGUCAUGCUGGACUGGCGGAUGAUGCCUUGAAGUAUUUUGACAUCAUGACUAAGGUGUAUGGACUCGACGCAGGCAGUGAUCACUACUCGUGUUUGGUGGAUGUAUUGAGUCGAGCAGGUUGGUUGAAAGAGGCGUACGAGGUCAUCAGGGGGAUGCCGAUGAAGGCGACCCCUAAGGCCUGGGGGGCGCUUCUUGGAGCUUGCCGUAGCUAUGGUGAGGUCAGACUCGCUGAGAUUGCCGCAGAAGUGCUGUUUGAGAUCGAGCCAGAGAAUGCAGGCAAUUUUGUGUUGCUUGCAAGCAUAUAUGCAGGCGCAGGGAAAUUUAAAGAGGCUGAGAGAGUGAGGAUGGUAAUGGAGGGAAGGGGUGUGUCGCUGAACCCAGGCGGUAGUUGGGUUGUACCUCGUAGGUCUUGAUUUUGCAGAGCAGUGGCUUAACAUGGAAGUCUGGUUUCAAUAGUUGGGUUGUACCUCAUAGGUCUUGAUUUUGCAGAGCAGUGGCUUAACAUGGAAGUCUGGUUUCAACUUUCAACUCUGGAGGAGGGCUCUUGAAGAGCAACGUGUCCUCUAACCAAUUUCAGAGCAAUGGAGUUAUCAUUUCUAAUAGAAUGAUCCAGUAUCUGAUCAUUUCUAUAGUCAAUUAUGCACCUCCAAUACAAACAAAAGUUGUACACUCGAUGGACUCCAUGAGAAAUAUGUUGCUGCUGUUGUGCAGCUGCCGGGAGCUAUUGUUAAAGACAUGCAAGGCGUGAAAAUUUGGGAUCUGUUUUCGGUUAUGGUGCCAAAUCCUGGCAUUGGCUAAGUUGAAAUAUUAGAACUCGGUAAACAUAAUCAGGAACAAUACUUCAUUUUGCUUAAUGUAAUAUUAAUAUGUGAAAAAGAAAAAAAUGACUCCUGAACAUGAAGGACAAUGCUGGAUUGGACAGAGCUGAGCAGGAGGGCCUUCCCCAGAUUUCCGUUCGUUCUGAUGCACCACGAAUCAUCAAAUUGAUGAAUGGAGGAGUUGGGAAGAUAUAGCUUGGUUUUUGAGAGCAGUGAUCGCGAAUGCACUGGAAGUUGCUUCAACCAUAUAUAAAAGAGAUACAAAACUGUGUUGCAUUAGCUAGUUUUGCUGGUGUUC